Molecule: messenger RNA, 948 nt
Organism: Canis lupus familiaris (dog)
Lineage: Eukaryota; Metazoa; Chordata; Mammalia; Carnivora; Canidae
Exons: 2
Coding region: 44-679 (211 amino acids)
Source: RefSeq, a predicted model, not a curated record
GGCCUUUCCGUGUGCCUUCUGCCCACCCUCUCCCCUCACACACAUGAGCCAACCAUUUCUCUGGCAAGCCCAGCCAUUUUCUCUAUGCUUGUUCAGCACAGCAGCGUGUAUAAAUGUGUUAGGAGGUGGGCAGUGGUGCCCCAUAUUCUGCUGGUGCUCUACCCUCCACACUCCCCACCCCCCCUGGAUCCCUGCCCAGAGACCCCUUUCUUCACUGACCUGCAGGAAUUCUGAGCAGAUUCGUCCUUUUCUAGCCCUGCAGAGUGCUGAGAACAGACACGCAGACCUGCAGAUAAGACAGGACACAGGGGCUGCGCAUUCGGGUGGAUGCACAGGGACUCGGAGCCCCUUUCCAGAAUCCCGGCCCUUCUCAUCCAACGUUUCCCUCCCCCACUUCCUCCGCCCCCCACACCCCAGCCGCCAUUUCUUUUCACGCCUCCGGCGCCAGACCAGGAUGUUUUCCAAACUAAUUUUGGAUCUCUGUGUCCUUCUUCCCCGGAGGCAACUCGCCUCCCCACUCUCGAGGUCAACUUUUUUUCUCUACGCAUGGAGUGGGAAAGGGGGUUUAUUUUUACUGUCUCACUGGCGGGGCGCCCCCAAGCUCACCAGCUCCGGCUCCAAAAUGGACGGAGGGCAGCGAAGAGGGUUCCGCAGGCAGCGACGAAGGCCCUCACACUGACCUGAAAGAACCUGGAGCAACAAUUAAGAGCUAGCAAACCGCUCCGGAUCCGACCGCAAGGAAGAGGGCGGGCUCCCGGACUGGUGCCCAGAUCUGCGCCGGGUUGGUCACGUGAGCGUCGCGUCACCGGAGCUCGCCCCCCUCCCCCCUGCCGCCCCGCCCAGCAGCCGGGGCGGGGGGCGUUGCGGGUCACCCCGCACCUCUCUGGGCAGUUUUGACCUUUUUCUCUUCUUGAGGUGAUCCAAGGAAUAAAUUUAAUAAAAACCUCA